GCUGGAUGAACUGAUACAACGAGAAAACCACUUCAAUUUCAUCAAGAUGCAUUACUUGAAUCACUUUGAGCCACAAGUCCGACAUUUUGGGUCCAUCUUAAUGUAUUCUACUGAUAUCGGCGAGCUUGCACAUAAAGAGCAGCUUAAGGAAGGCUACAGGAACUCAAACAAGAAUGACGCAUCCCGGCAGAUCCUGGUGGGGUACGGCCGCUAGCAUGCGAUUGGAAUGAGAUUACUCACGAUAGAGGCACUUAGGAAGAUUGAUAAUGCGGUCGUAUUAGGGAAUACCGGCGUCCGGACCAAAAACAAUAGAAUACAGUCUGCCCCAAGUGAUGAUAGUCCGCGACGAGUCCUGAAAGGCUGGAUCCCUGACGUUGGUACCGUGAUAGAGCUUUGCCGUGCGCUCGAGAUCGCUUACGACGACAUGGCUGCGGUGUUGGUUACCCAUAUCCGGCGGACUGCGGUAGAGAACCGGAGGUUACCCGUGGACCCCAGCGAACUAAGAUUUCUCCCGGCUGAGCGAUUUACAAUGCUGGAAAUCCCAGUGCUCGACUUUCAAGAGACCGACGUCUUUCAGAUUCAUCGAGUACGCUGUACAGGAAAGCUGUCAUUCCGGAACACUGGUGCACGGAAUGAUUGGGUCUGGAUCCAGGUUGGCGGACUGGAUCUAUAUGGGGAUCUGCGUGGGCGCACUGUAGCACGCUUGUUGGGACUAUUUAAGAUAGGAAAUGUCCGGGCUGGGGCAGUUAGUCGGCUAGCAAUGGUUCAAGUACUGGAGCCUGUCAAUGGUGGCAGAUUUCAUGAGUUUAGCGGACAUAUAAGAGUCCGCAAGCGGACCACCGGGAGGGAUGUGAUGAUAAUUGAGAUAGGUGUGGUGGUAGGAUAGGCACACGUGGUUUGCUACGGGGAUGGGCAUUGGCUAGUGAAUAGCAGAAUUGAUCUGCAGACGUUUAAUGAAAUU
Messenger RNA from Tuber melanosporum (Perigord truffle), 961 nucleotides. RefSeq lists its product as uncharacterized. The record is from RefSeq and is a predicted model, not a curated record. NCBI's taxonomy places the organism in Eukaryota, Fungi, Ascomycota, Pezizomycetes, Pezizales, Tuberaceae. The transcript has a single exon. Bases 227 to 886 code for a protein of 219 amino acids.